UUUCCGUUCUCUAUUUAUAAGACACUGUUAUUGCUCUGGAUUACAAAUCAAACAUAUAUCAUAUCUUUCACUCAAAAUUCUCCUAUUUCUGUUCUAAUCGCAGAAAUGGACACAAAUCACGGCGAUCCGCCUCCAAUCUCCUUCCCGGACAGAAUGUUUGCAAUGGGCGAUGAACCACUGGGCAUUAGGGUAACACCCUAUCACAAACCCUCUUGCAUUUCUAAGAUUCUAAACGCUCUAGAUGAAGAAGAGUUACGGUUUGUUAGAGAAUCUCCAUUCGGUAAACUCGUUGAAAUCUCUGAGAAACCUUCCUUUUCUGGCCGUAUUGGGCGCCUAUUGUUUUCUCGUCUACUGAAGAUCCGGAAAAAGCAUGAAGCGUGGUUUCUUUUUGCCGGGAAACCAAUAAGAUUCUCAAUCAGAGAAUUCGCACUAGUCACCGGCCUCAAUUGCCGCAGAUACCCACCGCACAGCAAGAAGAGGAGCAAGAAGAUCUUAUCGGAGAAGCCGUACUGGGGGGAGCUUUUUGGGGCAAUGACUGAAGUUACGGUCUCCUCUGUUGUAACAAUGUUGAAAAAGAAGACUGUGACCGAUAGAGGAAUGAGGAUUAAGUAUGCACUUCUCUCAUUGCUCUCAGCUGUAAUACUACCAACAUCCCACAACCCCCGCAUUUUACAUGCGGCUGCCGAGAGGAUUAAAGAUUUAGAUCAGUUCCUUGCAUAUCCUUGGGGCCGUCAAUCUUUCGAUAUGCUCAUGGACAGUAUCAAAGAGAGGAAUGAAAUAUCUCUAUCACAGAAUACAAUUGCGUUCAAAGGGUUUGUGAUGUCGAUUCAGCUUGUGCUAAUCGAAGCUGUACCUUCCCUCAUGGGCGUUGUUAGAGAUGGAGCUUCCUCUGGUUCAGAAUCAGAAUCCGAAGCAGACGAAGAAUCCGGUCUUGUUGAAAGGGAAGGGAAGAUUAGUAUUAACACAGGACACAUUCGUUCCAUUGAUGCUGCUUGCAAGGUAAAUGUUGUUUCUAUCAUAUCUGAUGGCGUUGACCUACCGAAUUUCAAACCCGGCGUGGAGUCAGAGGACGAGGAAGAUGUGCUUGUUGACAAUCUUGUGAAGGCAGCUCGUGAAGGAUUCUCUUUUUCCAACUCAAACUUCAAAGGUGGCGCGACCAAAGCUGAUGUUAGCCGUAUGCGUGACGAAGCCAUCAAGGAGAACAACAACCGGAAAACCGCAAGAGCCAAUCGGAAAUUACCUGCGACAGAAGGUGUAGACGCUGAGUAUGUUGCAUCUAUUGUUAAAAACAGCUUAUCUGCAGAUCUAUCCAACAUGGGUGAUCAAAUAAAGGACCUUGCUCUGUCUCUAUGCAACUCGCAAAACCUUUUCCAGAAGAAGAUGGAAGACUUUAUGAGAAUCUCACAGAAGGAAAUCUUGGACACAAUGACCAAGUACUGUACUCGGUCUCACGCUCGACCACCGGUUGACUGUCCACCCGAUAACACUGGUGAAUCAAAUUUACCGGAAAGAGACUCGAACCCUUUCGUUGUGUCCGACAUAAUACAGGAAGCUAUGCGAUUUGCGAACAAGGAGUCAGCUCAUACACGUCAAGAAUCUCGAGAAAAUGUGGUUGGUGGUCAAAGGGGACAUCCUUGCGAUGAGGAUAUUUUCUCCGAGCCUCUCAGGUCUGAAGAACAUGAAGCUAUGGAUCACGGCGUAGGGGAUGAGUUAAACCCGAAUCACGGAGACCGGGAGGAGGACCCACUUGUAGCGUACAUGUUCAACGGGGAGGCUGACGACAUCGGGGAUGUUGGGGCUUGUCAAGACCCCAUAACAAACUCUAACGUCCACGGGGAAAACGCGGUGGAACAGGUAAUUGCUCCUCCUUUUAACAGGAGCGAGACAAUCAUCGAGGAUCCCACUAACGUCGUCAAUGCUAAUCAGGAAGCAGUCACUACUGGCCUGUCCUUCCCGGACCCCUCUUUUUCUAUUGGCCUCACCCAAAUGAACAAAUCAAACGCUCAAGAUGUGGAUCAUGUAGUACACCCAAAAAACCUGGAAGAGCCGUUACCGGAGUCCAACGUCGAUAAAGAUGCUCCGAUACUCAACAGAAAAAGCAAGCGAGCCAAAGUUGUGCCAAGAAACCUUGUCGGGGAUUACCAGUGCGACAAACGGUUCCUCACUCGUGCAUGGGAAUCGUUUGUCAAUGCGAUCUGCAGCACCCCAAGCAUCGACUAUGCCGCCAAAUUUGCGUUGCUAUUGGAAGUACUCGGCGGAUCACCAUUUGUUAUCGAUUUUGGUGGCAUAACUGUCGAAUCCAGUGAGUUGUCGGCAAUUGUUGAUAGGUCGUCUCAUUUACCUUCCACGAUGAUGGAUGUGCUUAUUCACCACACACGUUAUGUAUUUCUAUCGAAUGCAGAACAAAUGCAUUCGAAGAACUGUGUGUUCCUAGACACCAAGUUUGUGUCCCUCCUAUCUAAAUCAUUUACCAAGUUCUCAAAGACGGCCAAGAAAGACAAUUUCCGUUUCCCACCAGCUCUGUGCUCCUUUGUUGCUGCUGAUCUCCCGAUCGCUGAAGUUAAUCGAUUCUAUUUCCCCUUCAAUUUCGACAAACAGCACUGGGUGGGUGUGUGCGUCGACGUCUCCCUAGCCCAGGUGAUAGUGCUUGACUGCAACACAUCUUUGAAGACGGAGGCAAUGGUGGCAGCAGACCUGCGUCCCAUCACACAAAUGUUCCCAUUCAUUAUCAGACAAGCUGGAAAACAGGUGACUGCGAAGGAGAUGAAGCCCCUUUCCAUUGAUAGGCCACGAGCGGUCCCUCAAAACAACAACUUGUAUGAGUCCGGUAUUACUUCUGUACUGCUUAUCCAGGCUCAUGCGGUGGGGGGUGUUGAUGUAUGCAAAUGUAUAAACCGAGAAGUCCUCGACACGGAGGUUCAACGGGUUGCGGUUAUGAUGUACGAGGAAAACGUAGCUCCUCUCUAAAACUCGAAGUUGUGUUUUACAAUCUAGCCGUAGCUUUUAAGUGUGUCUUUUUUGUUGUAUAUGUUCCUAAUGUGUAUCAGACCGGAAAACAUGUUUGACUUUUGUUAUUUUCGAUCUAAGAAUGUUUAUGUUAAA
Molecule: messenger RNA, 3102 nt
Organism: Brassica napus (rape)
Lineage: Eukaryota; Viridiplantae; Streptophyta; Magnoliopsida; Brassicales; Brassicaceae
Exons: 9
Coding region: 106-2967 (953 amino acids)
Biological process (GO): proteolysis
Molecular function (GO): cysteine-type peptidase activity
Source: RefSeq, a predicted model, not a curated record